UUUCGACCGACUCCCUAUUAUUUUCACUUAAGUUCGUUCCUUGCAACAACGGCCACGACCAGCUUCUUUUAUUUUGUUUUCCUCUAGGAAAUUUGUUCACUCCUUCAGGAAUGAGGAUCAUGUCCUUUCAACAUGUGGGAUCAGCCAUCCCACAAAUUGUAAAGACAGAACAAUCCAUGGCGAUUGGUGCCUAACCGUGGCCCAUACUCUACACCUCUCUUGACAAAAUGACAUUGACCUGCUACUAGUGCUAACAACAUAAAUACUCAAAACCAAAAAGAAACACACAUACAGAUUACAUACGCCAGAUGACUACAGCUAUGUCAAAGUUCAACCUGAUCUCGCCUAACUAACUCAUCAGCGCAUGCUUUUGCUCAACCUGCACAGAUCAACCUUCCACUGGUUUCGUUCCCAGGUAAGCCUAACAAACCACCCUUCCCCAUUCCAAUAUUCUUCUCUACAUACCCCGAUCUACAAUCCUACCUUCUCUCCUGUCUCUAUGAUGAACAAAGAAACCAUAUGGCAUUAGGAAGAGCCGGAAAAGGAUGCUCCAGGGUUUUCAAAAAGAAGCAGCCCCUGCCAUUUCUUCGAAGGAACAGAAAAAACAAUUCAGGUUGGCGUUACAAAAGCGCCGGGGGCCGGGGUAUCGUCAAAUAUCCCGCUUUUUGCCCUUUUCUCUCGCCGCUUGAUGUCGUCUUUCUGUUCUCUCAAGAUGUGGUUUGGGGCACCUGGAGACGUCGAUGCUUAGAACUGGUUCUUCUGAAAGAGACGAUAAAAGAAAUAUCGCAUAUGAGGUCACAUGAAGGCGGAGAAAGCCAGCCCUUCGCUUGUCGCAGAAAUGCGUGGGAUCCCCUUCUGCUCACGUACCUCCUACCUUGCCCUCGUCAGAUUCCCGUUUUGAUUCUCCAGUUCCACGAGUGGAAAAUGCUGACGAUGCCCACCCGUUGAAGAAAACUUUAGGACCAUAUUACAUGUGCAUGUAUGCACUUACAAGUUCAGAGGCAGGGAGGUCCACAAACCCCGGACAGAUACUGGCAUGCUAGCAGGCCUGUUUAUAACCCGUGUUUUCAACUUCUAGGUACUACUUACUGUACAGUAGGUUAGGUACAACCCUACAUAAUCUAUAUUGUGUCUCUGUUGCUUGUGGUAUUACCGCAUCUUCUCCUCG
Messenger RNA from Exophiala dermatitidis NIH/UT8656, 1168 nucleotides. RefSeq lists its product as uncharacterized. Bases 520 to 948 code for a protein of 142 amino acids. The record is from RefSeq and is a predicted model, not a curated record. The transcript has a single exon. NCBI's taxonomy places the organism in Eukaryota, Fungi, Ascomycota, Eurotiomycetes, Chaetothyriales, Herpotrichiellaceae.